AGCGCCCGAGGCCCCGCCAAGCGCCCGGGACCCCGCCCGCUGCGCCAUGAGGGUCCCGCGGGGGCGCUGCGCCGCGCUGCUGGCGUGCCUCGCCCUCGUGCUUCCCGUCUCCGAGGGAAACUUUUUGUCAAAGCAACAUGCUUCACAAGUCCUGGUUAGGAAACGUCGUGAAAAUUCUUUGCUUGAAGAAACCAAGAAGGGUAAUCUUGAAAGAGAAUGCAUCGAAGAACUGUGCAAUAAGGAAGAAGCCAGGGAGGUCUUUGAAAAUGACCCUGAAACGGAAUAUUUUUAUCCAAAAUAUUUAGGUUGUCUUGGCUCUUUCCGAGCUGGACUGUUCACUGCUGCACGUCAGUCGACGAAUGCUUUUCCUGACCUCAGGAGCUGUGUCAAUGCCAUUCCAAACCAGUGUAAUCCUCUGCCGUGCAAUGAAGAUGGAUACAUGAACUGCAAAGAUGGCCAAGCCACGUUCACGUGCAUUUGUAAAUCAGGCUGGCAAGGAGAGAGGUGUGAAUUUGAUAUAAAUGAAUGUAAAGAUCCCACAAAUGUAAAUGGAGGUUGCAGCCAGAUUUGUGACAACACUCCCGGAAGUUACCAGUGUUCCUGUAAAAGUGGUUUCGUCAUGCUUUCAAAUAAAAAAGACUGCAAAGAUGUGGAUGAAUGCUCUAUGAAGCCAAGCGUUUGUGGCACAGCUGUGUGCAAGAACGUCCCAGGAUACUUUGAAUGUGAAUGUGCCGAAGGCUACAGCUACAAUCCCAUAUCGAAGUCCUGUGAAGAUGUGGAUGAGUGCUCUGAGAACAUGUGUGCUCAACUUUGUGUCAAUUACCCUGGAGGUUACUCUUGUUAUUGUGAUGGGAAGAAAGGAUUCAAACUUGCCCAGGAUCAGAAGAGUUGUGAGGCUGUUCCAGUGUGCCUUCCCUUGAACCUUGACAAAAACUAUGAGUUACUUUACUUGGCAGAGCAGUUUGUAGGGGUUGUUUUAUAUUUAAAAUUUCGUUUGCCAGAUAUCACCAGAUUUUCAGCCGAAUUUGAUUUCCGAACAUAUGAUUCAGAAGGUGUUAUCCUGUAUGCAGAAUCUCUUGAUCACUCAGCUUGGUUCCUGAUUGCACUUCGUGAUGGAAAGAUUGAAAUUCAGUUUAAAAAUGAAUAUACAACCCAAAUCACAACAGGCGGCAAAGUUAUUAAUAAUGGUCUAUGGAAUAUGGUCUCUGUGGAAGAAUUAGAAUACAGUAUUAGUGUAAAAAUAGCUAAAGAAGCCGUGAUGAAUAUAAAUAAACCCCAAAACCUUUUUAAGCUUACAAAUGGAUUUCUAGAAACCAAAGUAUACUUUGCAGGAUUACCUCGGAAAGUGGAGAAUGCACUCAUUAGACCGAUUAACCCUCGUCUGGAUGGAUGUAUACGAGGCUGGAAUUUGAUGAAUCAAGGAGCUUCGGGAGUAAAGGAAAUUAUUCAAGAAAAGCAAAAUAAGCAUUGUCUUGUCACUGUGGAGAAGGGUUCUUACUUUCCUGGUUCUGGAGUUGCUGAAUUUAGCAUCAAUUAUAAUAAUAUAUCUGAUGCUGAGGGCUGGCAAGUAAACGUGUCCUUGAAUAUUCGCCCAUCCAUGGACACUGGUGUUAUGUUCGCCUUGGUUUCUGGUGACACAGUGCCCUUUGCUUUGUCCUUGGUGGACUCCACCUCUGAAAACCUUCAGGAUAUCUUGGUAUCUGUUGAGAAUAUGGUAAUAUCUCGGGUAGAGGCCCUAAGUCUGUGUUCCAGCCAGCAAUCCCACCUGGAGUUUAGAGUCAGCAGAAACAACCUGGAGCUGUCGACUCCACUUAGAAAAGACGUCGUCUACUCUGAAGACCUCCUAGGACAACUUGCCAUCCUGGACAAAGCAAUGAAAGGAACAGUGGCCACUUACGUGGGUGGCCUUCCAGACGUUCCAUUCAGCGCCACUCCGGUGAAUGCCUUUUACAGCGGCUGCAUGGAGGUGAGCGUUAACGGUGCACAGUUGGAUCUGGAUGAAGCCGUUUCCAAACACAAUGACAUCAGAGCUCACUCGUGUCCGUCAGUUUUGAAAAACACAAAGGGUUCUUAAGGCAUCUUUUCUCUGCUGAUAAUAUCUUUUUCCUGUGUGUAAUUUUACUUACGUUUCAGUAAUAGCUGAAGGGUUUUACCUGCAAUGUUCAGACCUUGAUUAUUAAGUGGUACAUUGACCUUCCUGGAAUUUUAAAAAGGUCUUUUUUCAAGAAAACAAGAUUCUCUUGUGAUAUAAAUAGCAUUAAAAAAUUCUUACCUCUGUUGCUGUCUAGAAAUUAAAUAAUGAAACACACAAAGAUUUUUAAUUUGAAUCUUUUGCUACAAAUGACCUCUGUUCAUUUUUAUGUUUUUAAAAAUAAAAUUUAAUUUUAUCAUCA
This is a messenger RNA of Ceratotherium simum simum (southern white rhinoceros), 2393 nucleotides long. It is a transcript of the gene PROS1, whose product is annotated as protein S. Gene Ontology annotation, cellular component: extracellular region. The record is from RefSeq and is a predicted model, not a curated record. Gene Ontology annotation, molecular function: calcium ion binding. NCBI's taxonomy places the organism in Eukaryota, Metazoa, Chordata, Mammalia, Perissodactyla, Rhinocerotidae.